Entelurus aequoreus (snake pipefish) is the source of this 8265-nucleotide messenger RNA. RefSeq names its product proline-rich coiled-coil 2A (gene prrc2a). Gene Ontology annotation, biological process: cell differentiation. NCBI's taxonomy places the organism in Eukaryota, Metazoa, Chordata, Actinopteri, Syngnathiformes, Syngnathidae. The record is from RefSeq and is a predicted model, not a curated record. Bases 196 to 5910 code for a protein of 1904 amino acids. The transcript is spliced from 16 exons.
CGACGAUGCUAAUGCUGCUAUGUGUGUGACUAUAGUAUGCAGGGGGGGAGAACGUUGCUCCGCUAGCUAGGUCACUUGCUAGGCAGCUACGUGCUAGCAAAGCUAACCGUAACCCUCAUUCUGCGAUUCAACGUCGAGACAAGUCGGGAUAAGACCAGUCUCAGAGUUCACCAUACUCGAUGAGCGGACAGCGCAAUGUCAGAGCGCUCUGGGCAAACUGCAAAGGGGAAGGAAGGCAAAACCAAGUAUGCGUCCCUCAACCUGUUUGAUACAUACAAAGGAAAGAGCCUUGAAGCACAAAAGCCUGUUGUUCCCCCCCGCCAUGGCUUGCAGUCUCUCGGUAAAGUUGCUUCUGCCCGGCGUAUGCCACCCCCUGCCAAUUUGCCAAGUCUGAAGGCAGAGAAUAAAGGCAACGAUCCCAACGUCUCGCUCGUUCCCAAAGACGGCACAGGAUGGGCAAGCAAACAGGAACAAGCAGACCCAAAGAGUACCGAUGCGUUGUCAGCACCGCAGCAGGAACCGCAGCAGCCUGUGGCUUCACAGACACCUGCACCCACCCGCCCGAAAACCCCACCAGCUUCAGAGGUGCCAACAGUCACAGCUACCGCCGCAGUUUCAACCCAGGCCGUAGGGGCAAGGUCCUGGGCACAGGCCAGUGUUACACUUGGAGUACAAGGGGAUGGUGGAAAGGCAUCAAACCUACCGUCGCCAUUCUCUCGCGAGGAAUUUCCCACCCUGCAGGCGGCUGGCGACCAGGACAAAGCUGGCAAAGAACAGGGCACUGCAGAUCAGUGGUAUGGGCCCGGACCAAGCCUCCGCCCCCAGAACGUUACAAGUUGGCGGGACGGUGGGGGCCGAGGCCUGGCACCCACCCUCUCUGGGGAGGGGGCGGCAGAGGGUGGCAAUGGUGGGGCUCUAGUGAUGGAUGGGGCAGCCGGGGUCCCACCUCAGAACUUGCAGUCCCAAGUGCCACCUAGGAACCCUCCCGCAGGCAGCCCCGCCAUGACCUUGCCUCAGCCCGCUGUUGGGCCUGGGUUCUCCCAAUUCCGAGGAAUCCUGCCACCAUUCAUGUAUCCACCUUAUUUACCUUUCCCGGCAAAUUAUGGUCCUCAAGGCCCUUACAGGUUCCAACCUCCCGGAGAAGGACAAGUUCCAAGGUUCUCUCGGUCGCAGGGUGGUCCUGACAGCAGGUCUCACAUUCGUCCACGUGACACAGGUGGAGAGGUGGUCAAACGACCCUCCAUCCUCAAGCAGGAUGACCUAAAGGAGCUUGAUGAGCUGGAUCACGAUGGAGAUGAGGGCUGGGCAGGGGCACAUGAGGAGAUCGACUACUCCGCCAAGUUGAAGUUUAGUGAUGAUGAAGGCGAUGAUGAGGGUGAAGACGACACAACAGAGAGCAAGAAUGACUCAAAUGAGCAGCAAAAACCCCAGGAGGCUCCCUCUGCAAUCUCAUGCUCUCGUGCCUCAGACAGCAGUGGAGAUAACCGUCACACGCCUCCAUCAAACACUGACGGUGACCCCCAGACUUCCUCCAACUACCAGGACCGUUCCCUUAACCAGAAUGCCUCAUCAGGCUCCGGACAUCCUGGCCACACACAGCAUCACCCAGCAGCAGGUGGCCCGACCCCUCCUCCGCAGCCUGGACUUCUGGUCCAUGGGGUGCCGGCAGAUGAUGAGGAUGAGACAUGGCGUCAGCGCAGGAAACAAUCUUCCACCGAGAUCUCUGCUGCAGUAGAGCGAGCUCGUCGACGUCGCGAGGAGGAAGAACGGCGAAUGGAGGAGGAGAGGCGUGCUGCGUGUGCGGAAAAGUUGAAAAGGCUGGAUGAGAAGCAGCAGCAACAAAGCAGCAACGCAGGAGGAAGUGGGAACAAUAAAACACCCAGCCUUGAUGGAAAUUCUACGACUGCCACAACCGGCAGCAUUAGUCCAUCCUUGUCAGCUUCUGCAUCUUCCCCCAACAUCAGCCAGCCCCCAUCGCCAUGUGUUGAACCUGAAGAGCCUCCUGCACUAGCUGUGCAGCCGGGAGCAGGUCUUGGAGUUAGUGACAGACAGCGAGCGAACAGCAACAGUAGCUAUGAUUCCAACUCUGAUGCGCAACAUUGCCCUCAGCCAGCUGUGUCACAGCCACAGCCGCCUACGUUGGAUAUACCUUCCCCGGUAGACAAAGAAGAGACAGUCUGCCCUCCUCACACUCGAUCUGGAAGUGGAGGUGAAAGAGGAGCUGAACCAGUGAAGAUCGACAAUAUCGGUGGCGGGUCAGGCCGUCAAGUAAUUGGCCCUCCGGGCCCGGGUUACUCCAAGUACCAGAAGUCCCUGCCACCUCGUUUUCAGAGGCAGCAGCAGGAGCAGCUACUGAAGCAGCAGCAACAGUGGCAACAGCAGCACAGUCAGACAUCCCAAAGCCAGAUCUCCCCCCAACCCCAAGCACCGCAGGGUCCUUCUCCAGUUUCAACUCCCCAGCCGGGGACUGGACCUAAGCAGGGUGGACCACUGUAUCAACCCAGCAGUUUAGUUCGGCCAAUGCCAAUGAAUUUUGACCCACGCUGGAUGAUAAUGCCCUAUAUGGACCCACGCAUGAUGCAGGGUCGUCCACCGCCUAUGGACUUCUAUUCGGCUGGCAUGCAUCCAUCAGGGCUUAUUGGGCGUGAGCGGUCUGACUCAGGAGGAUCUGGUUCAGACCCCUUUGACCGGCAACAGCAGCACCCAGGGCACCCUCACCGUGGUACUCCCCCAAUUGAUCCCAAGUUGUCCUGGGGGACUGAGGUAUUCCCUGGUGGAGGGGAAGCUUGUGGGUUAAAUUCUCCUCUGAGGCAGAGGCAGACAUCAGAGGAAGAGGAUGUGACCAAAGGGGCCAGGGGUGACACUCCUCCACAUCGCAUUCGAGAGGGUGGAUUGGGACCCAUCAAGCAACCUAACGCAAGUUCUGGGCCAUCGAACCAGACACCACCUCCUGUUAGUGCGGCGGGAAGCAGCCACCACCCUCAUCAUUACAUGAGUGGUCAGGGCAACUAUAACAACUUUUCCGACCAAGGUGCAAGGAUGCCAUCGCACCAGCAACCGCAGCAGAGAGCUGGUGAAAGGGGAGCCCACUCCCAUGGCUUUACCCAUCAGGAUGACGUCCCAGGGCGUGGAUCUCAGUCAGGCCAGUUAUGGGGGACCCCACACCCUCAUUAUGACCGUAAUGGUCGUGCAGACCACCCGGCUGUAGAUGGUAACUCUCAUCAACACCACCAUCACAAUCAUCACCCUCAACAGCCUCACUACAAUGUCCAACACCAUAAAGCUGAGAACAGCCAUGACAGAAUAAGUGAGAGCCUUCCAAAGAAGACCAACACUUGUCCCCCACUCCAACAAUCUUCCCUUUCCUCUUCAUGCUCCUCCUCCUCCUCUUCUGCUUCUACUAGAGAAGAUGGCGGGGCAAAGGCCACUUUGCAUCAUCAUCAUCAUCAUCAUCAUUCUCACAGAGAAGGCGAAGCUGGUGUUGGGCAAAACCUUAGUGGUAGUACUGGCAAUGGCAGCCAUGCAAAACAUGAAAAAACUGGCUCUUCAUAUGCUCCACAUGGUGCCAUGACCGCGAGCCCACCUCCCGCUCAACACGGCAGUCUCUCUCAGCCGCAGCACCAUUCCCAUCCGAGGUCAAACCACAGGGGAAUGCGGGACCACAAAACGGAGACACAUUGGGGUCCUCGCCCUGGCAGCACCAAUACAGGUGGGCCGUCCUCUCACGGCAGGAGGGGGGGCAACAAUGCAGGAGGUGGGAACAAUUCUCGUGGUGGCGAUGACUCCUCUAAUGCUCCAGUGGAGCACAAGCCCAACAGUCAGACAGGAGGCGGCAAUCCCAACAAACGGGCUGGUCCAAUCAAGAAGCCGGUGAUGAAAGAGACAAAGAAAGAGGGGGGAGAAGGUGAUGGAGGAGAAAAAGGAAGCCAAGGAUUCGGUAAAGCUAAAGAGAAGGAUGGUGGCCAGUCCACGUCAAUAAAGCAGGAUGCCUCCACCGCCCGUAGCACAUCAGCUCAAUCGGGUAAAGAAGAGCUUGCUAUCACAAUAAAACCAAGGAAUGGAGGCAAAGAACGGCCCCCUGCAGGAGGAGGAGGAGGAGGAGGCGGUGGUGGGUCAGGUAGAGGGCCCAAAGAGGCAGACACCACUUCAGGAUUUUCAGGGUCCUCUUCUCGGAGGGACAGAGACCGUUCUUUUGAGAGAAGAGCUACCAAUUCCCACAAUCAUGGCGUCUCCAACAAAGCCACCAGAGGUAGUCGGGGGCGAGGUGGAGAGUUUUACGGCCGUGGUCGUGGUUUUAGGGGUACCUACACAGCCAGUGCGGCACCUACUGGCAGCAACCGUGGCAGGAUGGGUGGCAGGAGUGGCAGAGACUAUCGCACACCAGUCGCUGGAAGCCACCAUCACGAUUCAAAGGGCGAGGGCCCUGGUGGUAGACAUGGUCAAGAUAGAUCCCAGCACAACCCAGCCAGAGCCAGGAAUCGCAGUGAAACGCGCAGUGAAGGCUCAGAGUAUGAAGAAAUCCCCAAGAGGAGAAGGGAGAGAGGCUCUGAGACGGGCAGCGAUAGUGGGACAAGUGAUCAUGGUCAUUUGGAAAAGGACAACACCCAGAAAGCCAAUACAAAGAAUGGCUUAGGUAACACCAACACUAGCAGUGGCAAUAUUUCGUCUGCGCCAAGAGGUUCACAUGCUCGGGUUUUCACCCCGAGGGGUGUGCCAUCAAGGAGGGGAAGAGGAGGUAGUAGCGGCGGAGGGAAUAUCUACAGGAAUAGUGGCAAUGUUGGUGGAACACCUGGAGGACAUAGGAUUGCACCCGGGUCAGCCUCUCAUGUUGGGUCCUCAAGGCAGCCAAACUCAGCACGGAGGCAGCAAGCCCUGACACAAACCUUGGGGCACAAGGACUUGGGCAGGGGAGGGCUUAGUUUGGUGAAGAAAGAUAAGAAUGCAGAUGGGAAUCAAACUCAAAGUCAUAUAUCGAAUCCUCCGCCACCAUCUUUGUCUACAAAUAUAACUCCUACCACUCAAAAGUCCACCGACAAUGGUGCUGUUUUGACCCAGCAAGCUUCAGCCAAGUCUGCUUCUAUCCCCGGGGUGCCAAAUUCAGUGCAUCCUCCUACUAACCGCGGGUUCCCGCCAAGUGGGUUUGAGCGACCCAAACGCCGCCGCCACGCGCGUUCCCAACAUCAGCAGGACAAGCCACCUCGCUUUCGGAGACUGAAGGAGCGAGAAAAUGCUGCACGAAUCAAUGGUGGAGUGGGGGUCAUCGGGGGAGGACGGCCUGCCUCUCCUUCCUUAAACUCAGUUCAGGACAGUAACGGAACCACUGUCACUACUACGCUUAUUAGUAAUGCCCAGAAUGCCAACCACAACGCUUCGCUUCCAAGCAACAACAAUAAUGCUGGUGGCCACCUCAGCAAUGCAAACAACCACCACCAUCACCACUUCAGCCAGGGAAGCACCGGACCGACACACCCGCAGCACCACCACAGCCACGGAGCAAAGUCCCCGGACUUUACUAAUCAGAACUCAGACCAGGCCAACGAGGAGUGGGAGACUGCGUCCGAGAGCAGCGACUUCACUGAGUUUCGAGACAAGGAGGGCGGAGGGAAGUCGUAUUCCUCUCACCAUCACCACCCCAUGGGGAAGGGACUAGGUGGAGGAGGAGGAGGAGGAGGUGUGGUCGAGCGAGAGAUGGCAGGAAAGGAACCCCAAGCUAACAAAAGAAGCUUUUCAAGCCAGCGACCUGGCAUGGAGAGGCAAAACCGGAGGGUUAACGUCGGAGGAGCUGGAGGGGGAGGAAGAGGCCCUCGAGGGCCAUCUGGCGGCGGCGGCGGCUCUAGUGGGACUGGAAAUGGAGGUGGAAAUCGUGGAGAGAAGCGGGGCAACUGGCCCUCCCCGAAGAAUAGAAAGUGAUAGAAUAUUUCAAAACAUUUCAGAUAAACUGCACUCACUUUAAACCCAACUCUUCCAUUUUUAAACCUGUUUUGAUUUUUUUCAUUGAUUUAUUAAUUCAUGUUCGCAUCCCUAAACAUAUUAGUGCAUUGUACAGUAACGGUAUUCCACGUUCACGUUAGCAGACCCCGCCCACCCAUCAAUCCGUUAUCCACUCGUCCUUUUUGUGUUCAUUUCCCCCUUUUGUCCUGCUUUGCCCUGAGUUGUGCCCUCCUCGCCUCCCAAAAUCUCACCGAAGCCAGUCGACACAUAACAAGCCAGUUUUAAAAGGAGUUCACAUACAAGCACAAAAGUUUGCGUCUUCAAACAUUGAUGUGAAAUGAUUGUCGAAAGUAAUUGGCAGAACUUAAAAAUUGGGCAAACUUUUAUAUUCAUGUACGUGUGUAUAUUUCUACCACACUUUGGCCUUUAGGUGGUGACUAGUAGUCUUGGUAGUUCGGCGCUACUUCUGUCACAGAGGAAAGGUGCAGCUCCUUCUUAACAGAAACAGUACCAAUAUACCAUAGCACUCAUUUUGCUUUUCAUGGGAGUUUAAGUGUGUGCGUGCGUGCGUGCGUGUGCGUGCGUGUAUGUUGUAACAGAUGAUAAAACAGCCCUCAGUUACAUUUAUUGUUUUGGUUCCCUGCAAGCAAGUUUGUGAUAAAUGUCAUGUGACCCAUGUACUACUGUUCCAUGUCACCUUGUCACUAGUUUGUCUUUUAUAUAUUAUAUAUACAUAUAUAUAUAUAUAUAAAUGUUCUGCUGCUUGUGUAUAUGCUGGUUCCCCCUACCACACACACACACUUUCAGCCUGCUUUGACAUUUAAUUUGGAGUCCUUUUUUAUAAAAUAAAGGCUUUUUCAGUCACACCGUAGCGUCCCUUACCUGCCGAGGUUCUGCACUCUGCAAAAAAAACUCUUUCCUUUACCCAACUUCAUCAUUUAUAACAGUUCUUUCAUCCAAAAUGUCAUUUUUUAAAAAUAGAUUGAAAAAAAACACCCAUUUCGUUCUGUCUGAGGGAAAAUGAAAAAAAAAGAUUUGUCGGUUUUAUGGGUAAUAUGUUGUUAUAAGCACUCCUCGUAGUAGAACAACAAACUUGGUUGCUGUAUUUAUGUUUUGGGGUUUAGUUUGCUUGUUUGUUUUUUUCAUUUAGUUGAGCAAGUUACAUGUCAUGCAACAAGGGCAGGUACUCUGUCUGGGCCCAGAGUACAAAGAUAGGCCGAGUAUUCCAACUCCUCUGCUGUUGUGCAUGCGUACGCUGCACCCCUGUGCUAUUAUUGGACUUCUCGCACCAAGAGAGACUACCAGGAGCUCCUUUAUCUGAGGGAGGAUUUUUCAAAAAUGCGCGUUCUCUCAGGAUGGCAACCAAGAAGUUUUUGAAUUCAGGACUAUGCUGACAAGUUGACAAAAUAUCGCAUCAACAAGAAUUCACCAAUCAGGAAAAAGGCUUGUAAAGUAGUCUCACACUAUAAGACAAACUUGCACAGAGCUUCAACCCUGAGACCACAAGGCGAACUAAAUACUCCUCUGCAUCAAUCCACUGCUGUAAGUUGGGGUUUUGUUUGUUUACUGACAGUAACGGUUGGAAGACGACUUUCUGGGAUGUUGCGAGUAGGGCAUUUAGUGAUGUGUGUUUGUGUGUGUGCGUGCGUGCGACUGUGAUGUGUUGGGUAUGUGUGUUUUUUCUGCUAUCUGUUGUAAACUUGGGAAGGACUAGAGGGUGACAAGAAUGGCAAGCACUUGAUUGAAGCAAUGUUGUCAAUUAUACUGUUUCGUUAUUUUUUAAAAUACAUAAGCAGUGGAGAGACUCACUGUUAGUAUGGUUAACGUACAAGUAACAGGCAAGUGAUGCUUUAUCUUUUCACUAGAACUUUCUUCAAGCAUGAAUACACAGCCAUGUGUGCAGCUUGCCUUGCCUGUCACUGGUUUCUGCAUUGGUAGCUGUAUUAUUAACACUGGCUCAAAGAGUCCUCCAUCCCUCCUUAACUCCUGAUAUUGAUGUGUGCAUUAUUUAUGUACCCAUGCUAAAAGAAAACAAAGUAGUAUAUUAAAAAAGUUACUCGGAAGAUUGUACUGUUUCCAGCAUUACUGAGGUACCUGGAGUGGUCCAUUCUGUAUUUUAGCAUUUAUGGUUUUAUUAAUGGAACCGUAAUAUACGCACAUGUAUGUAUAUUGGUAUGUAUCUUAAGUUUUGUCUAUCCCCCAACUUACAUUCCCACAAAUAAAUGUUGCCAUUUUUAGUUCAAGGGAGCAAUGUACGCGCAGAGAAGUGUCUUAUUAUAAUAAAGUUAUACAGAAAAAGGCAAAAUUAAAUAAACUACUUUUGAUUAAAUGGAA